UUUGUUUACACCAGUUGCAAGUUAACUCACGGCGUUUUGUGGAAGUUUUUGUGUGGUGAAAAGUGACAAUUUUAUGAUCCGGAAGUAGUUUAAAUUACAAAUCAAAGUAUUUGAGGGUGUAAUAAGGUGAAAUUGAGUUAAAGGUUAGAGAACCUAGAGAGGAAAUAUGGGCCGGCCGCGUAAAGGUUCCGCAGCUAUUUCCAAGACAUCACAAGGAAAGAGAAGGCGCCCGGAAACCGAUACGGAUUGUAGUACGGAUUCUGACGCAGGAGAUAAAGAUAUCAAGCAAAACCAUGCUACUGCAGCUCAAAGAGAAAAACUCCUAGAUGAGAUGGAAAAAAAUUUUCAAUUAUUUAAUGGAGAGUAUCAUAGUAUGGCUGAAGAGCAACAAAUCGCAAGAAACAAAGCCUGGGAAAAGUUGGCAAUUGAGUUAAAUUCUAUGGAAAAAGAUAAGGCUCCCAAGACAAGACAACAAUGGCUGCGAACAUGGAAGGCUAUGCAAACUCAUGCAAAAAAGGCAGUCAGUGCGGUUAAAAACGAUAUUGAUGAAACUGGAGGCGGUCCUGGGAUUGGAAGUAGAUUGACGACUAGACAAGAACGUAUAAUAAGUCUAAUCGGUCCACGUGCUACAGGCAUCCUACAACGCGCUGCAAAUUGUUCGGAAGUCUUGUCGACAGCACGUGAUCAUCAAUAUUCAAAUUUAAGCAAGAUAAUUCAUGAUCGCCUUCAAGGAAAUCUUGAAGAAAGCGAUAGGCAGACUGUUUCAGUUAACUCCUCCGAUGAAGAUGAUUUCAUUGCAACCAAUCCUGCCUUGAAUAGAGUGCCCCCGGAUAUUCAACCGCCAAAAAGUAAAGUUCCACAGCCCCAGAGACUAUUGGAUUCUUUGAAUGUGGAUCUAAUGAGAGAUCCUUUUGACAAUCCCAUACCAGGACCUUCUCAUGGAAAUUUCACUUCAAAUCUUUAUGCAAAUCCAACUCCAGGUCCUUCUCACGUCAAAUGUGUACCUGGUCCUUCUCAUGCCAUCGAUGUACCUGGUCCUUCCCACGUCACCGGCGUACCUGGUCUUCCUCAAGCUGCCGGUGUACCUGGUCCGUCACAUACGAAAAAGCACAGUAGUUCACGUAAUGUGCAAAAGCGUGCAUUUAACAAAACUCAAUGCAGUAAUACGAAAUUUAAAUCGAGCUAUGUUCCCAUGCCUUCAAAUACAAAGGCAACACAGACACCUCAAAGUAUUUCUCCAACCAAAGAGGUUUGUCAGUAUUUCAAUUAUUCUUAAUUUGCAAGAUUAUUUCGAUUAAUUUAAGCAAUGCAACAUAUACUAAAGCAUGUCCUGAAUUUAAAAGACAAGAAGACAAAUGACUCAUUAAAAAACUAUAGUACAUUAUAAAUACAUUUGACAUAUUUGACAUUGACAAGGGAAGAUUGCCAUCCAAACCACAGAUUCCUUCGGGCACUUGUCGUACUCUUUGAACCUAUACUUGCUGGCUACUCCCGUACAAGUUUUCGCCGUGUAAAACUGUUGGCCGGGCAAUUGAGUAAAUUCACCUUUUACGACAGUUUCGUCGUCCAUCAAAAUGCAUCCUUGAAAGCCUUUCAAAACUCGAUCACUCAGAUUUCUCGACCUCGUUUUGGUACUUUGCCUCUGCUUGUCCGUGCGAUGGGGAGCAGCUUGAGCUUUGUGCGUUAUCAAUCCAUUAUUCUCUUUGAUUCUCUGCACUAAGCUCUUGGAGAUACCCAGAUUUUGCCCACAGCUCUGACUGAAAGGCAAGGUUGCUUCUGGAAAAGCGCCAACACUAUCUUCUCCAUCCUCUUGUCUAUAGCUCCAGGUUUUCUGCCACAUCCUGGCUUUCGAACAACAGUCUUGAGUUUCUUGAAGCGUAAUAUAACCCUUCACACUGUGGAUGGACACUUCCGAUUUCAGAAUAGCUCGCUUUUGGAUUCUUUAUGUACGUGUCCACGAUCAAUUUGCGCAGGUUCUCUAUUUUUAUCACUUUUCUCAGCCAAAACACAGCCUUUUUCAAUAUUUUUUCAGAAAUGAAAAGCUGAUGAAAUUCUAUUGUAACGUCAAAAAAUCAGAACAAAACUCAAUUUCUAUUGUGACUAACUUCAUGUCGAAAACUUGUCAUUUAAAUCCGGGACACGCUUUAUAGUAACUGAGGGCAAGAUAGACUUCGUUUCUUGCAAUCAAAGUUGUGUACAAAGGAGGAAAAGUGAUCCGAUACUUCUACCAGUCUAUUUUCCCUUCAGAUACGGUAUAUGAGAAACUGUAAAUUUUUCAUUAAUAUUCAUAGGGAUACAAAGAGCGUUGUGAGAUCUUGGAAAAAGAAAAUCAAGAAUUGAGGAAUCGCAUUGAAAAUUUAAAAUUUAAACAGCGAGGAGAUGUACAUUUUCACUUUACUUUUAAUCAGAACUAAAUGUACAAAGUUUUAAAAGAAAUAGUUAAAGAUGUUACAGAUAUAUAUUCCAGUGAUUUACUUCCAAUGAAUUAAAAAAAUGAAUUUAACUGUUCAGAUAAAAGUAAUUUUGAGAAUUCACUCAGGAAUGUGCAGUAAGAUGGUUUAACCCAGACAGUCGUAUAUGGGUUCCAUCCACAACGCCAAUUACUCCCCGAAUUCCGUAUUUUUCCUGAAAUCUAAAUUUUCAAAAAUAUAAAUUUGUAUUUAUAUAUUCAUUUUGAAAUCAGAAUGAGCUUAUUAAAACUCGUGUCAAAUCUAAAAAAA
Phlebotomus papatasi is the source of this 2720-nucleotide messenger RNA. RefSeq lists its product as uncharacterized. The transcript is spliced from 4 exons. Lineage: Eukaryota; Metazoa; Arthropoda; Insecta; Diptera; Psychodidae. The coding region runs from base 167 to 1276 and encodes 369 amino acids. The record is from RefSeq and is a predicted model, not a curated record.